Molecule: messenger RNA, 8104 nt
Organism: Alosa alosa (allis shad)
Lineage: Eukaryota; Metazoa; Chordata; Actinopteri; Clupeiformes; Clupeidae
Gene: ccdc88aa
Product: coiled-coil domain containing 88Aa
Biological process (GO): cytoskeleton-dependent intracellular transport; cytoplasmic microtubule organization
Cellular component (GO): centrosome; cytoplasm
Molecular function (GO): microtubule binding; dynein light intermediate chain binding
Source: RefSeq, a predicted model, not a curated record
CCGAGAAAGGUAGCCAGUGAGAUAGGCUACCCUGUUUCAUAAAAAUCUCCACAGUAUGUAAUCUUGGCAUGUCAAUUCAUUCACACGGAUGUAGCGCGACGACGUUAAAUGACUACCUAAUCUGUAGAGGAAAGUGAGCGAGUCGUGAGUCAUUGGAUACUGUGGGGAAGGAUUCCCGGUCCUCCGCAGUUGCGGCUGCAAUGCCCCAGCCGUUCGUGCGAGAGGGAAAACGCUGUAGCCUACAAGCGAUGCAGAGGAAUGGAAUCUUUUUUGAACAAUGCCUAAGAACAUUCCUAUCGUUUCAAAUGAAAUGAUAUCAGUCUAGAGCUGCGACAGAAAUACAAGCGAUUUUAUUCACAUUGGGCAUGGAUUGAGGAAGGCGUGAUUUUUAAGUAGUUUAAUACAAGCUGCGAAGUCAAACGUCUGCAGGACACCGGAUUGAAGGUCUCUCCAAAAUAAUUUCAGUCUACGCAAUGAGGAGGAUUUGUUUCCGUCACCUUCGAAUAGACGACCAAAUGAUUACUGUUUUCACCUGGAUGACCGACAGCAUAACGUUACAUUGAACGUCCUACUAAGUCCGGGAUGAAUUUAUCCUAUUCCAAAAUGGGGAGUGAGAUUCUGCCAUCACUGGAGCAUUUUAUGCUAACACCCCUUGUCACCUGGGUGAAGACGUUUGGGUGCAUAGGUGAGAAGGAUGGCAGUGUACUUUCAGAGUAUACUGAGUUAGUGGAUGGGUACUACCUGAACAAAAUAAUGGGGGAAAUAGAGGCCAAAGAGGUCAGCGCGCGGGUGAAGAAAGCAGAGGGCGAACCGAGCCAAAGGAUCCAGAACCUCAUGGCCAUGGUGCAGCACAUGAAGACCUACUACCAGGAGACUCUCCAGCAGCUGGUCAUGAUGCCCCUACCCAACGCACUGGUGCUGGGCAAGAACCCUUUCUGUGAUCAGAGCCUGGAGGAGAUGAAGAAGUUGUUGCUGCUGCUACUGGGAUGUGCAGUGCAGUGUCACAGAAAAGAAGAAUACAUUGAGAAGAUCCAGUCGCUGGACUUUGGCACUAAAGCCGCCAUAGCGUCUCACAUCCAAGAGGUCACUGACAGCCAGGACAGCGUGCUUGACCUGCAUUGGCUGGAGGUCAGCGACAUUUGCCCUGAUGACCUGGACGCUCUCUCCAGGAAUAUGGCAAUGCACCUCCGCAGGCUGGUGGACCAGCGAGAUCAGCAGCUGGAGACCAUCAUGGAGCUGCUGCAGGAGAGGGAGAAUGGUCAGCUGACCCCGACGAGGACGCCGUCCCCAGGGGACCCCAUGGGCCUCCACCUGCCCGCCUCACAGCAGCACCUGGCCGUCGAGCUGGCCGACACCAAGGCCAAGAUACGACGCCUCCGACAGGAGCUGGAGGAAAAGAGCGAGCAGCUUUUGGACUGCAGACAGGAACUGGAGAGUAUGGAGACUGAGUUGAGGAGAGUCCAGCAGGAGAACAUGCAGCUGCUGACGGACGCGCGGGCAGCGAGGACGUACCGGGACGAGCUGGACGCGCUACGGGAGAAGGCGCUGCGAGCCGACAAGCUGGAGAGCGAAGUGGGCCGCUACCGCGAGCGCCUCCACAACCUGGAGUUCUACAAGGCCAAAGUGGAGGAGCUGAAGGAGGACAACCAGGUGCUGCUGGAGACCAAGGCCAUGCUGGAGGAGCAGCUGGAGGGCUCCAGGGCUCGCUCAGACAAGCUGCACCAGCUCGAGAAGCACAGCUUGCAGCUGCAGGCCAAGAUCCACGACAUGGAGGAGGAGCGUGCGUCGGACCGGCGGCGCAUCGAUGAGCUGCUGGAGGAGAACGUGUUUCUGGAGAUGGCCCAGAGGAGGAGCAUGGAGGAGUCGCAGCACCUGGGCUGGGAGCUGGAGCAGCUCAGCAAGGCCUCCGACACACCAGAGGGAUCAGUGCUGAAGUCUCUGGAUGAGGAGGUCGCUGAGAGGACCUGCAGCCGCCUGCUGAGGCUGGAGAGAGAGAACCAGAGCCUACGUAGAACCAUAGAGGAACUCAGAGGAACCAGGGAACCUUCUGAAGAACACACGAGAGAUACGGGUAUAUCUCAUAAAGUGAGGCUGCUGAUGGAGGAGAACGAGCUCCUGAACCGGAGCAUCUCCUCCCUCAAUCAGAUGGAUGAGACUAUUACUGAAGCUCCCUCUGAAGGCGACCUGAUGAAGGCAGAGUCUCUGUCGGAGUCUGUAGACGUCAGCGACAGCACCGACAACAGGAGGCUGGUGGAGCAGGAGGAGCGUGAGGAGGCUCAGAAGGAGGCCGGGCUGAGGGAGGUGUCGGAGGAGGAGGAGGUGCAGCAUCACCUGAAGAAGGGCGAGAUAAGGAGAAACAACCUGCAGGAGAAGGGAGAUCCUUCCAAGCUUGAGGAGGAGGAGGAGGUGGAGAAGGAGGAGAGCGGAUCUCCAGGAGGUCUGAAGAGGAGAAGCAUGGAGGUCUACACCUCCAGCCCAGACUCGUCCCCCCUCAAGCCCCGCUCGGAGGCCAGCCCGCUGGGCCAGAGCCCGUCCAUCUCCCCAGCCCGGUCCACCAGCACUGGCAAGCUCAGCCACCGGCCCGAUUCCAACCAGCCCUGCUGCGCCGCCCGGGACGCGGAGAACCGGCGCCUGGCCUCGGCGCUGGACAACUCGGCCCGGUGCCUGCGGCGGCUGGAGGGGGAGCUGCGCGAGCUGGAGGCCGAGAACCAGGCGCUGCAGCGGUCGCUGGAGGAGCUGCGGCUGGCCGCGCGGCGCCUGGAGCGGGCCGAGGCCGACGGACGCGCCCUGGAGCGGGAGGCGGCGCAGCUGGAGCGCGACAAGGGCCGUCUGGAGAAGGAGAACCGGCGGCUGCGGCAGCGGGCCGAGGUGCAGGACGCGUCGCUGGAUGCCAGCGCGCUGCGGCAGACCACCCUGGAGAAGGAGAACCGCGCCCUGAGCAAGGAGCUGGAGGCGCUGCGGGAGAACGGCGCCAGGGUGAAGGAGCUGGAGAUGGAGGCCAGGGAGAUGAUGAAGCAGGCGGCCAUCGACCAGCGGACUCUCAGCACACUGAGGGAGGAGCUGGUGAGUGAGAAGCUGAGGUUCCAGCAGCGAGAUAAUGAGGUGAGGAGACUCACACAGGAGAUGGAGAGAAUGGGCUACAAACAGCAGCAGGAAGAGCAGCAGCUGCAGGAGCCUCUGUCUGCAGACCUGCAGGAUGUACUAAAUGAGAAUCGGUCUAUGCAGCUGCAGCAUCUGGAGUCGGAGCUGGAGUUGUCUCUGAAGAAGUGUGUGGAGAUUAAGGAGGAGAAGAUGGCCGCCCUGGAGGCCCGUCUACAGGAGUCCUCCAACCUCAACCAGCAGCUGCGCCAGGAGCUCCGCUCUGUGAAGCUGAGCUACGAGGCCCUGCUGCAGAGGCAGGAGGAGGAGGAGCGUGCCGGACCAGACGGGCUGGGCUCUAGGGAGGGCUCGGUCAGAGAGUGGCAGCGGGAGAGCCAGGAGGCCACACGUGAACUCCUCAGGGUCAAGGACCGCCUCAUCGAGGUGGAGAGGAACAACGCCACCCUGCAAGGGCGUCAGGCCCUGCAGACGCAGCUGCAGCAGCUGCAGGCGCAGACGGACAGCCUGCGUGGUCAGGUCCUGGCCCUGCAGCGACAGACCGCCUCCCUGCAGGAGAGCAACACCACCCUGCAGACACAGAACGCCCAGUUACAGGUGGAGAAGUCCACUCUGAACUCCCAGAGCGCCGCCCUGCUGGCGGAAAACGCCCAGCUCCAGCGUCAGCAGUGCAGUGCGGAGAGCGAGCGGGACGGGGCGGUGCGCGACCGCGAGGACCUGCGCACGGUCAACGAGUUGCUGCUGCGCGACCACGAGCGGCUGGCGGCGCUGCACGAGCGCCAGGCUGCCGAGUACGAGGCGCUCAUCGGCCGCCAUGGCGGUCUGAAGAGCCAGCACCGGGGCCUGGAGCUGGAGCACCACGCACUGGAGGACAGGUAUAACAUACUGCUGCAGCAGAAGACGCAGCUGGAGGUGCUGGAGAAGGCUCUGCGGGAGGAACAGAAGCAGCUGCAACAGGAGAGAGAGACACUCAGGAGCACCACCUCUGAGUGCCAGAGACUCAGGGACGAGAAGGACUGGCUGAACCAGACCUACCAGAAGCUCUUGAGGGAGAACGAGGAGCUGCAGGCCGAGCACAAGAGCCUGAAGAGCCUGCUGAACGCCUCGCGCCUGGAGCAGACGCGCCUGGAGACCGAGCUGUCCAAGCUCCGCGAGCAGCACCAGCAACUGGACAUCGCCUCCACCAAACUCACCAACCAGUGCGAGCUGCUGACACAACUGAAGAAGAACCUGGAGGAGGAGAACCGGCAUCUGCUUGACCAGAUCCAGACCCUGAUGCUCCAGAACCGGACUCUGCUGGAGCAGACCAUGGAGAGCAAGGACCUCUUCCACGUGGAGCAGAGACAGUACAUAGACAAGCUGAAUGAGCUGAGGAGACAGAAAGAGAAACUGGAGGAAAAGAUCAUGGACCAGUACAAGUUCUACGACCCCUCACCUCCAAGAAGGCGAGGCAACUGGAUUGCCCUGAAAAUGAGGAAGCUGAUCAAGUCGCGGAGCCGUGAGCGAGAUCGAGACCAAGAAGACCGGGGGCGAGAUCGGGACCAAGACCGGGAUCGACAUUGCGACCGCAUCCGCUCGCUGACGCCCACGCGCUCUGAGUCGUGCGAGGGUCUCCCGUGCCACGACAACGGCUCGUUCGUGAGCUCGCAGGGCUCGGCGGAGUCGGGCGCCAACUCGCUGGACGACAGCCUGUCGCCCAAGCGCAGCAGCAGUAAGGACUAUGCUGAGGAUGUGGCACGCUCCAGCCAGGGCUGUAACGAUGAGCGCCAAAGUCAGGUUGGUCUAAACGGCACCCAGAGUGAGAGCAGUGGUGAGUUCAGCCUGGAGAACGAGGGCUGGUCCAGCAGCAGCAGCCCAGUCCAGGGCGCCUCCUCUUCCCGUCGGGGUAGCGACGGCUCCCCCGCACCCCCAGCCUCCGCCUCCACCCCUCUAACCCAGGCCUCCGCGCCCCCCAAGCCCCCCCGUGAUGGGUCAGCCCUGGAGUCCUACGCCUCCGGCCGCGGGGUGUGGCGCUCCAGUAGUGGCCGUGCGACGGGCCCCCGGGGGGUCCUGAGCCAGACCCAGGCCUUCCGCACCAUCGCCAUCACCAUAGAGGGCAGCAGGGCUACUGGGGCCAGCCCACCUCCCACGGUCCAGGUCCAGGACAAGUCGUCUGGUGCCGCUGGGUGUCUGGACUGCUUCUCGGCGCCGCUGAGGAGAGAGGGUCAAGGGGGUCAGGUAGGUCAAGGUCAGGGGGGUCAAGGUCACAGUGUCAGCAGGGGUCAAGGUCGGGUGUUGCGGGCUUUCUCCACACUCCCGCGUGCCAGCAAUGUCAUAUCCACCUCCGAGGGCUCCAGCCGGCGCGCCAGCUUUCACAGCAUGAUGUCCAAAUCUGCCACGCCCUCACCCCGCAAGAAUGGCACAGACGUCAAGGACAUUACCGCCAACCCAAACCAGAUCUCCAACCCAACCUCCAACCCCUCCUCUGCGCUGAUGGAGCCUGCAGGAGGAGACUCUUCCACAGCAGCAGCAGCAGCGGAGAUGGAGGCCUCCCUGGAGCCUCCCGCCCUCUUUGGCUCGCCCUUCACCCUGGAUUCAGUCUUUACCAACACCAUAUUCAGCGAGUCCAGCCUGGUCAGCAGCGGUGGCAAGAGCCAGACCUUCCUCUGCCUCAACCCGGCACUGGUCCAUAACAUCAGCAGCGGCCCCCCGCUCUCUGCCGACAUACGGUCCUUCGAGGAGGAGCGAGAGGAAUUGUCGGAGCUGGGUGACCUCCACAGGGAGCAAGACGAGGCCCAGGAAGGGGAGUCAGGCCAGGGGCCGCAAGACUGCUCAACUAGCGAGGACUACAUGACAGUCACGGAGAGGUCUGCCUCCCUAGCCCCAGACAACAAACACUCUCUGAUGGCGUGAGCAGGAGCGUAGACAAAAGGGUGGUUUAAGUUUAUGGCCUGAGGUUAUUCAGAAUGUUUUUUUUUUUUUACCCAGUCUGAGCUUGGUUUGACAACUAAGUGAAAAGCAGCAACAGUGUUCUCUGAAUCAGUUUCCCAACAGAAGUACUGACUAGACAUGUUAGGGGUCAACAUUUACCUCAAAAGAAAAUGUGUCACAUUAUGUCAUGUCUGUGACUACUUACUGACAUUGAUUACCUUUAAUCAAAAACAUGAAGCUCUAGUUGACUCUUUGUGAAACUCUUAUAAUCUGACAACCAGGGAGCCAGUUGAAGCACAUACUGUGGCAUUUGGAUAUAUAUAAAUAUAUAUUUGGACAAUAUCUGACAUUUGGAUUAUAUAACAAAUAUAAAUAUACUGUAUGUCAUAAGUAUAUUUGUUUAGGUGCUUUUCUACCUAACCCUUGAACAUACAUUCAAGAGGGUUUGUACAGUUAAAUUGCUGUUGCAACCGAGAAGAAAAAACAAAUAUCUGUAGGUGUGGUCAUUGAUCAUGUAAUUUUUGUAUAUAUUUGCUGUACACACAAUAACACCUGAGUGAACAUCUGAAGAGAUGAUAGUAUAUAUAGUAGCGGUAGACCUUAGGUAGUAAACCUUACUGGUGAAGAGGGAGAACUGGGGCUUCUCACAGAGAGGAACUAUGGUUGACCUGUUCUAUGUCCAGAGGACAGUUCUAUAUAAAAAAGACUGGGUGCUCAAUGGUUGCAUGUCUAGAGAGGUUUCUGAUUCAACUGAUGAGCACAGACGGGCCAACACCAUGUGUGCUGGACUUUGCUUUAAAGCACUUACUAUUAUCUGAACACGUGUAGGUACGGCACACUGUUGCGAAUAAAAAUACAUGUUUUUGUACACACUGUAAGCAAUGUCAUCAUCAUACAUCAUUAUGUAUAACAGCAAUAGAUUUCACCCUUACUAGGCUGACAUGUAGUAUAAGCACAUCAGACACCUGCAUGAUACGUUUUUUUUGUGCUUUUUUUUCAAUUCAUUGCUGACACAGCUGCUGGUAUGUAUGCUAGUACCUGGUGGAUAAUGAAUGGUCACCACAGCGUCCUGCUCACUACAUUAAUUCAGUUUGUCCCUCCAUGCCCAGUUUGCAUGACCAUUGCAAGUGCCUUUCGGAGUCGUCCUCCAGAGUCCAGACAGUUAUGAUGGGGUAGCGUUUGUGUUAGUCAGUGUGCACAUUUCAUAACAAAAAAAACGAGUUUGUGCUGUUUAACAUUCAGUGCGAUUAACUGGUAAUGCAUUAGUAGUGUUUUCAGUGAUAGUUAUGUCAUUGUUGUUCUUUGUCUGGAAUAUUUUUGUUUAAUUCUUUAUGUUUUAAACACCUGUGUCAGAUAGUACAUGUUUGUGUUGUUACUAAAAUUAUUUAUGUUGUGUUUACAUUGAUAGGCCUUUGUUUGUAUAUUUUUGUUCCAUAUAGUCUAUGUCCAUCUUAGAAGUGUCUGUGUUUUAUGUCUGAGAUUAUUCACAGCACCAUAUUCGCCAACUCUCACUCAGGUGAGGUGAACACCAACCCCCUAUUUGGCUGUGGAGCUUAAUGGCAUCACUCCGUAGACACACACCUGAGCAGACAGCAUAGACGUCAUAACUUAAACGUGAUUUGAGCAUGCAGUGUUUCAUAAUGAAAUGUGACCCUCCAUGUAGGAAAGAAAGAUAGAAGUACGAUGAAUACACAGUGUGGUAAAAAAAGUAUAUCUGACAUGAGAUGGUUAUAACAUAAAUGCUGUACAGUUAUCAGGUAAGGUUUCUACAUAAUGGCUUGAAUAUAACCUUUUUUUCUAUAACAAAAAAGAUCGACUUUCUUUUAAUGUUGAGUGAUUGCAUGUUUGAACGUUCUCCAACUGAUCAUACAAUGAUUCACAGCAAUAAAAUGCAAGGUUACUUCACACAAUACCAAUAAUGCAUAAGUCAGAAGUUCUGCUCAUGUUUUCACUCAGAGUAACAGUUUCUGCCCUUUCAGUGUAAAUGUCAUUCAGUUAAAGUUCAUAGCUUUAAGGUGUCGUGUAAAUGUCAUUUUUAAAAGCUGUUUUGUGUGCAUUCUGUACAUAUUUUAAACAAUAAAGUAUCUUCCGUCCAUGA